Messenger RNA from Penaeus vannamei (Pacific white shrimp), 2065 nucleotides. NCBI's taxonomy places the organism in Eukaryota, Metazoa, Arthropoda, Malacostraca, Decapoda, Penaeidae. The record is from RefSeq and is a predicted model, not a curated record.
GUUCAACAGAAAACCACGUCGUGGCCUUGCCUUUCUGCAGGCCCAGGGGCUCUUAGGUCCAUCACCUGAAGACCUUGCCAAAUUCUUCCAUGAUGAUGACAGACUGGAUAAGACCCAAGUUGGUGAUUUUCUUGGUGAUCCAGAUCCAGUCAACAGAGAGGUUAUGUGUGCCUAUAUCGAUCAAAUGGAUUUUCAUGAGCGUGAUUUUGUUCCUGCCUUAAGAAUGUUUCUUGAAGGUUUCCGGUUACCUGGGGAAGCCCAAAAAAUUGAUAGACUGAUGGAGAAAUUUGCUUCCAGAUAUUGUGAAUGCAAUGCAAAUCUUGGUUUGUUUGCAAGUGCAGACACAGCUUAUGUGUUAGCAUACUCCAUCAUCAUGCUCACCACUGACCUGCAUAGUACACAGGUCAAGCAAAAGAUGACCAAAGAGCAGUAUAUCAAGAUGAACCGUGGCAUCAAUGAUUCCAAGGAUCUACCUGAAGAAUACCUCUCCAGCAUCUAUGAUGAAAUUGCUGGGAAUGAAAUUAAAAUGAAGGCUACAUCCACCAAACUUGGGAAGCAAGCUGUUGCAAAUGAGAAAAAACGAAAGUUGCUUUUCAACCUGGAGAUGGAAACAAUAUCAGGGACAGCCAAAUCACUUAUGGAAGCAGCUUCUCAUGUUGAUGCUACCUUUACCCUUGCGACUCAUGUAGAACACGUCCGCCCGAUGUUUAAGAUGGCGUGGACCCCCUUCCUCGCUGCAUUCUCAGUUGGUUUGCAAGACUGUGAUGAUGCUGAAGUAGCCUCCCUUUGCCUGGAUGGUCUGCGAUGUGCCAUCAGAAUCACCUGCAUAUUCCACAUGACUCUUGAGAGAGAUGCCUUUGUGCAGUGCCUGGCCCGCUUCACACUCCUCACUGCCAACUCUCCACUUACAGAGAUGAAGGCCAAGAAUGUGGACUGUAUCAAGACCCUCAUAACUGUGGCACAUACAGAUGGAAAUUAUUUAGGAAAAUCAUGGUUAGAGAUCUUGAAAUGUAUAAGUCAGCUAGAGCUUGCACAGCUGAUAGGCACAGGAGUCAAGCCACAAUACAUCAAAGAUUCGGGCCUGAAAAUGCCUCAUGAGACCUCAAACUUCCUAGAUGCCUUUCCAGAAUUCAUUACUGGUGAACAGAAGAAACUAGCUCACAUUAAGGAGUCUAUGGGGGAAACCUCAUCCCAGAGUGUUGUAGUAGCAGUUGACAGGAUUUUUACUGGUUCUACAAGACUGGAUGGUGAUGCUGUCGUCCAUUUUGUCAAGGCCUUGUGCCAAGUAUCCCUUGAGGAAUUAGGAGCACCUACACCUCGCAUGUUUUCUCUGCAGAAAAUUGUAGAGAUCAGUUAUUAUAACAUGGGUCGCAUUAGGCUGCAGUGGUCUAGAAUAUGGGAGGUAUUAGGUGAACACUUCAAUAAGGUAGGCUGCAACCCCAAUGAAGACAUAGCUGUGUUUGCUGUGGACUCCUUAAGACAGCUGUCUAUGAAAUUUAUAGAGAAAGGAGAGUUUGCAAACUUCCGUUUCCAGAAGGAAUUUCUGCGGCCUUUUGAACAUAUUAUGAAGAAAAACAGGUCUCCUGUAAUAAAAGACAUGGUGGUGCGAUGCAUCACACAGAUGGUCAAUUCUCAAGCAAAGAAUAUCAAAUCUGGAUGGAAGAACAUAUUCAGUGUUUUUCAUCUGGCAGCCUCAGACCAUGAUGAAAAUAUUGUAGAAAUGGCUUUUGAAACAACAAAAGAAAUUAUUUCUCAGAUAUAUCAGAAGCACUUCAUUACUGUGAUAGACUCUUUCCAAGACUCAGUCAAGUGUCUCAGUGAGUUUGCAUGUAAUGCUGGCUUCCCAGACACUAGCAUGGAGGCCAUUUCCUUAAUUAGAGACUGUGCAAAAUAUGUGGAUGAGAAACCACAGAUGUUUCAAGAACAUAAUUUAGAAGAUGUGACAGUCUGUGCUGAGGAUAGAGUUUGGGUUAGAGGCUGGUUCCCCAUUCUGUUUGAGCUGUCAUGCAUUAUCACAAGAUGCAAACUUGAUGUUAGAACCCGUGCUCUGACAGUGCUGUUCGAG